This is a messenger RNA of Xyrichtys novacula (pearly razorfish), 21589 nucleotides long. The record is from the annotation of a GenBank genome assembly. NCBI's taxonomy places the organism in Eukaryota, Metazoa, Chordata, Actinopteri, Labriformes, Labridae.
GGGUUGGAAAGCUACAACAACCUCCACCAUAACCAGGGCGGGAAGCCGUUAUGUUAUUUUGUUUCAGGCCACAGCUUAGUGCCAACUUCUCUGUUACCAAAAUUACAUAUGACAUGUCAUGGAUAUUUUGAUAAAGUGCCAGUAGUGUAUCUUUCUUUAACUGAAACUAAUAAGCUUGGUGAAUGAAACAGAGUGUAUCUCCAAAUAACUGAAUUGUGGUAUUAUUGUCAAUGUAAGCUACAUGCUGAGUAAUUUGUGGCAUCAUAAGCUACCCUGCCAUCCCCACUACAGCUCGGUUGACGCCCUAAACCUCACUUUUUGUUAAGUUUUAUGAUGUUUCUGUUGAAAUUGGAACUGUGAAGUGUUUUUUAACUGAAAAAUAAAAGCAAGAACUAGAAACCCUGUAUAUUUUCUUCGGUGCCCCAAUUAAAAACAGAGAGUGGGGUAGGGGUCUUAGACAGGACUUGCCUCCUCACUGUAUUAACUCACAUUUCCUUUUCUCAGAAACUAUUAGGGCACACUAACGUGGUACCCACAUGAAUGUGCUACUGCAGCCACGCUAAAAGAUAAGAGGAACCAUAAUCCUUCCUUCAGUUUUAACCUGUUUUAUUUGCUAGAGCUCCAAAAUCAUAAUCCAUUUCAGUGACCUAAACACAGUUCAGUUAUCAUGCAUCCCUGCUUUACUCCUAUAACAUGGAGCACACAUGCAGACAACUGUGGCUGAGACUGCUUUUGCCUCUGGGUGCUCCCCUUUCUCUGCUGUUUCCACUUCCACCAAAGUAUCAUGAUAUUUAGCAAAGGGGUUUCAAGCAUUUAGAUAAAAGUUGAAAAUCAAAAACGUGUUGUUUCACUUAUAUUCCACCAUUAGUUUCUGUAGAUGUAGUUGUAAAGCACUUGCAGGUCUUUCUGUGGUGAUUUCUGAAGAAAUCCAGCAGCCGUGGUAAGCUGAAAGGCCUCAUGGACAUGAACAGUUAGAGAUGCUGCAGCUGUUUUGUGUUAUUGUUGCCUUUAAACUCCACACUGUCAUAUAAACGCAUUUGGAUUUGUAGCUUAUCUUGGGGGAUGGGACUGUUUCUGCGACCAAGUGCUCUGUAGAAAAUGCAUCCCAAACGCAACGUGAUGAACGUCAACUACAAACUACAUGCAGCUUUAUCCCUUCUGUGUGCUCAGACAAUGUUUAAGAUGUUGUUGUUGUUGUCGCUAGCUUGCUAACUCAGCCUGUAUUUCACCUUUGAAUUCUCAACCACGUCGCCAUCUUGCAAGGCAGAUUUUCAGCGUAGACCGGGGCGCUAAAAUAGCGUGCUAAUUAAACAUGUUACCUUGCUGUAUCCAAGUCAUUUGUACUCACCUCAUGUUUAGAAAAUAUACCGACGGGAGAGAAAGGUUUCUCCGGACAGAAAUAUGUGUCAAUUGUUGAUUGUAAAUCCGCGGGUUGCGAGCUCUGGACGACUAAGCAGACCGAAGGCUGCGCCGCAUUUGUCGGACGAUAUCCUUAAAGGGUGAAAAAACUAAUUCUACGUCGCUAAUAUUCUAUGAGUACCAGAAACCUGCAACAAAUAUUCAAACUAAUAAAAAGGUAAAGAUAAGAUAUUGGCUCCCUAAUCAGGCGGGUAGAAAAUCUUUAAAUCAGUUUCUCUGAGAUUUAUAUUUAUAAAUUUUAUGCACCUUUCAGGAAGACAGUGUGUUACAUUUAAAUCUUCCCCCAAACGCUGUUGUGUUCCUGGUGCGUGUAAUUUUCCCCCCUUUAAACACAAAUUUGUCCUAAUUCAGGAAAUUUUCACCUACAUUGUCCAUUUCCUUAUUUAUUCACAUCAGAAAAUAACUGACCAUGAUAUAUUUGUAUUUGUUCUGUUAGUUAGAUCAUUUGAACUCAAAUGAACAUAUGUAGCGUUGUGAACGCCUAAUGAUCAAAAUAUUUUAUCCCGGAGCUUGAAUGAGAUACCUUGUUGCACUAGACCUAGUUAUUAUACUAAUUAGACUCUUAAAACAAGUCUUCUGCGAUAUAUUGUCACGCCAAAUAAAAUGUUGGGUUCUUUGCCAUAUGGAACCAUGUGUACAUUUAUAUUUUGUCCUGACACGGAAUGAAUACUGUAACGGUCAAAAUAAUGAGUGUUUACCUGAUAGUCUUCGUUGUAUUAUCCUAUCUGGUUUUGAUAAAAUGCCUCUAUUAUCGGCAUCGGCGCUCUUUAAUGAAGUCGUUGAGUCAUGUAAUGGGUGUUUUAUCAGACAGGGACACACACGCAGCGGAUCUCAGAGCUCUAGUUGUAACUGCCCAUCCGGAUGAUGAGUGCAUGUUCUUCGCGCCAUCGAUCAUCCAGCUGCUUGAUUUGAAUGUGAGCGUCUAUCUGCUCUGUUUGUCCGAAGGUAAGGAGAUACUGGGCCUUUGUUUGCUUUCAUAACGUCAAUUGAGGGAUAUGAAAUGGUCUUAUUAUUCACGUGGCUUGCUGCGACUGAGUUUCAGUUUAGCUCUGUUUACUUUCGCCUUUUUUAUAUAAUAAUAAUAAACCAUUGAAGAUGCGCUGUUUUUCCAAAAAGAGACUCGAAUUCUUCUGCAAGUUCAUGACAUGACUCUGUCAAACAUUGAGCAAAACACCACACCUACACUCUUAUGUUUGUAUUUCCAUUAUGAUCGAAAUUAGCUGUCGUGACUAAAAUCUUUCACAUCCAUAGUCAUUGGUACAAACUGGUUCUGAUGUAUCUUAAAACAUAUAUUCUUAUAACCACAUACUUAGAUAAGAUAAGAAGAACUUCGUUAAUCCCCGAAGGGAAAUUCAAUUGUCUGUUGUCUCACAUAAUAUAAUAACUUUAUUUAUGUAGCACUUUUAAAAACAGAAGUUUACAAAGUGCUUCGACAACAGUUGCAAAGCACAGAACAUCAGCACAUGAAAAUAAAGACAAAUAAAAACAAAAGCUCAGUUAAAAACAAGGCCUCCGAAUUGAAGGCCAAUUUAAUUUUUCAUAAGAAACCCAGGCAAUACAAGAACCCCACAGCGUAAAAUGAGACCACAAGGACCAAAAUAAAAACAUAAAAUAGGUAAGAAGAAGAGAUGAAAAAGAAGAGGGGGGCAGAAAGCAGGAAACAGGAUAGUAAGUAUAGAAGAGGAUAUUAAUAAUGACAAUACAAUCAUAAUAAAAUAAUGAUGGUAAUAUUAAUGAUUAAAUGGAAUAAUAAAAUUGAGCAGGAAAAAACAUUAUAAUCAAUAAAGGACCUGAAAGGUAAAAUAAGAAAAGAUUAUAAGUAAAACAAAGGCUAAUGGGAUAGUAAGUUGAAAUAAGAUAGAGGUAAAAGAGAUAAAAGAAAACAGAGAAAAGACGACAUCACAUAAAAGCAAGUCUCUAAAAGUGAGUUUUUAAAUUCAACUGUCUCUGCGCGCCUUAUCUCCUCUGGUAGGUGGUUCCAAAGUCGAGGAGCUCUGAUGGAGAAAGCUCUAUCACCUUUAGUUUUGAGCCUCGACUUUGGAACGACCAGGAGGCCUUCGCCAGAGGAUCUGAGGCUGCGAGUUGGCUCAUAAGGUAUUAAAAGCUCUGAAAUGUAGCUCGGAGCGAGUCCUUUCAGCGUUUUAAAAGUAAUCAAUUAAAUCUUAAAAUCAAUUCUAAAACUGACAGGAAGCCAGUGAAGGGAGGCUAAAAUUGGAGUGAUGUGAUGCCGUCUACUAAAACCAGUUAAUAUGUCUCUAAAAGUUAUCUAUUAUUUACACAAGAGUUUUAAAGUCUAAUGGCUGUUGGUGCAAAAGAUUUUCUGAAUCUUUCUGUCCUGCAACGAAGAGAGGGGAGCCGUCCACCACCAUUGGCCCUUUGGUCCAUCAAGGUGUUAUGAAGUGGGUGAUCCAUGUUCUUUAGAAUAGACUCCACCUUCCUUAGUGUAGAAUAAAAAAGUUCGGGGAUUAAUAAAGUUCUUCUUAUCUUAUCUUUUCUCAUCUUAAUAAUAAAUAAAUCAGAAUAGUGUUUCAGGAUUUGCUUGUGUUUCAUUAGAGGCAACUAAAUCACUCCUCAUGCUCAGUGUACUGAAUGCUGUAUACAGAGAUGCUUCUCCUAGUGAUCAAAUAAAAUCUCUGGAGACAGACUGGGAAUUAUCUGAAGGCUGAAGCUGGAUCAUCAUUGAGCUGAUAUUAAGAUGACAAAAAUGAAGCAACCAGCAUUUCUCAAAUACAGAUGACAGAAAGAAAAGAAGCACUAUGUUGAAAGAGAUAACUUCAGCAUGGACUGUAAAGCUUAAAUCCUGAAAAUGUCGGUACAGGUGGUCCUUUGUGCAUAGCCAGCAACCUACAAACUGUUAAAGCCAUACAAAAUGUUGAAAGAUGGAAUCUACUAAUCAGUUAUUGGAGGAGUGUAAACUCCUGUGAUAUGACUUUCCAGUUGUGUAAACCUGGUGAAACUUUUAAUCUCAAUAUGAUGGUUUUGGCCUGCACAGGUGCAAGUUGUGCUCUCUACAAGAAUCUCAUCCUGCUCAACAGUCAUAUGUAUCACUCCUGUUAUUUAUUUAUUUGGUUUUUAAAAAUGAAUUGUUUCAGCAUGUAGUCACUCACUUUUUUUCAAACCAAACCACCAAAGUAGUAGUUUAAGACUCUAUGACUGUCUUCAUAUACAGCCUUCAUGCUGAGCAGGUCAUAAAGGGAUUUUUGAGUGUGUUAUAGCCAGCUAAAACGUCACACAGGAGCUUUAAGAAAGCGUGCUAAGUCUUUGCAAAUUUAGUUUGCAAAUAUUUCAUAACAUUACAUAAGACUAGGAGAAAGGAAAAAAGAUAAAAUCAGUGAAUGUAGUGAACAGUUUCAUUCACAAGGUUUUCAGCUACAGUCAGUUCUGCUCAGGAAUGCUUGUCAAUAUUAUUGUUUAUAUAAUAAGACAGAAAGGCUUAAAAAAGGCACUCGUUUUUAGUGAUACACUUAGAGCUACAUAGAAACUUCAAUAUCUUGAUUCAGUCUUUAAAGUUAAAGCUUUGACCCAUGUUGCCCAAAGCUACGAACUCCCACAGUUAAGAGCUUUUUGUAAAUAACUUCUUAAAGGACAAAAAAAGAGAUUUUAAUCCAUUCAUAUUCUGUGCAGCUCUAUUUUUUCAUCUCAAGCCAGCCUAACAGAUUUUUUUCGCUGAUUAUUUUCACAAAGUGAAAUGAAAGAUGUAUUUUGAAAUCACAAAGAAAGUUUCAUAUUACCCCUGAUCUUAAUCUACCAUCAGGGUUUAGACUUGUUUUUUAGAAUGAUUUUCAGUACUGUACAUCAAAAGAUUCAUUUGUCUCAUUGUAAUUCAGGAAACUACUACAAUCAAGGGGCUCUGCGUAGACAAGAACUUCUGGACAGCUGUGCCGUGUUGGGGAUACCAGACUCCAGAGUCACCGUAAUAAACCAUAAGUAAGCUGCCGUCUUCACAAGACACUAAGUGUAUACAUGAUAAGUUUAAAUAUGUGUGCAUAUAGAGUGGAGAGCACAAAUUUAGAGAACAUGCACAUAUCUGAACAUGUCCAUUCCUGCAUUCCUGAUGCUUUAGGACCCCCCCCCCCCCCCCCAGAGUCCAUCAGAACAAAUCGAGAGUUGACCACAGAUUACGUCCAUUCAGGGUCAUUACAAGAGCUGAUCAGCCCAGUUGGAUGCAUGACCUCUGUGUCAUAACUUGUGUUCCUGCUGUUAGAGAGAAAGAGCUCCAAAAGAGAGAAAAUUCCAGGCUUACAUUUAUGUGCUCAUCCUCCUAUCAAUACAUCUCACUGCAGCACUUCGGUUUAUUUCCAUUUCUUUGAAGCCUUAGCAAAGCUGUUUUUGAUAUGUUUUUCAUUUUUCAUCUAACCUAUUUAAAAAAAUAUAUCCUAUAUUUCAUUUCUAUUUUAGAAAGAGUAAGAGGAUUAGUUCAAAGCAAAUUAGUCUCACACUCAAAGUUUGACACAGAAAUGUAAAAUUUCACGAAUGGUAGUUGAACUUUUGUUUUUUGUUUUUUCUUUAAAGAACCAAAUUAUCACCUACACCAAUCGGGUUGUUGAUGAAGAAAAUUUUGUUUUUUGUGUCGAAUGUUUUGGUCACCAUUAAAUGCUUUAAAUGAAUUACAGAAACAGCUGUAUUUUUUUAGUGUAUUAGUAAAUUUCGCAAAGUUAAACAGAGUUUGUGGACAUUGUCCUUACAAGUUUCAGCAUCAAACAAAAAAAGAGCAGAAACUUGUAAUUGUACAGACUCUUGUGGAAGUUUCUCCCCUGAUUUCUGCUACAUUUUGUUUGGUUGUUGAUGCAGCUGUAAGACUCUCAGUCUUCUGGCUCUGGCUAUUGGCAAGGUCAAGUUACAGAGAAAGUAGUGGUACAAGGUGAUGUUUAAAAGGGGGAUUUUUUUUUCCUGUGGAUCAACCCUGCAGCUUUCCUUGAAAAUGUUUAGAGUUUCUAAGAACCGCGGGGCCGCCUACAUGUGAGUCCCUACAUGUUGGCUCAGCAGGAGAGCUGUAUGAACUCUGGUACUAACCUGGAACUCACAGUAAUAAGCUGGCAGCCAGCCCAGGUUGUCUGCCCUACAGAACAUUAUUGUGUGUGUGUGUGUGUGUGUGUGUGUGUGUGUGUGUGUGUGUGUGUGUGUGUGUGUGUGUGUGUGUGUGUGUGUGUGUGUGUGUGUGUGUGCAUGCACACUUCCCAGUUUUAUCAUCUUGUGCACACAGAAUUCAGCUGAACUUUGAUCUUGGUGCUGUCUGCACUUCUGCUGAACUGGAGUGUAGCCCAUUUUCCUUUUCUGUGUAUUCUGUUGUUUGCCCAAAACACACACCUAAUCAGCACUUUGAGAGCCCCAGCCCCACUCUCACACAACCAGCCUCCCAGCCCCACCCCCCUACACCCCAACCCUCCAUCCCCUCUUGUCCAUGUCUGCUGAAGCCAACUGCCAAGGACUGUGGGAUAAAUUUUGGCAAUCCUCUGAGUGCAGCUAAUGUAGGUCAUUCUGAGCUGUUUUUCUCUUUGUGUGUCUGUACAUGGCUAACCACACUUUGGCUUUGCUUCUAACUACUCUGCUCAAGUAUGUGCAGAUGGACACCCUGGGCUUGACCUCUUGUUUUUCUCCCUGACCAUUUUAUUGUGAACAAAGAAAGUUUCUCACCUCAAGGACUCGAAUGAAAGAGAAACAAGAGCCCUGACUGCUGUCGGACAUUUAGAGCCCAAUCAAUACUGAUGUAAGGAGGGGGAAUUAUUGAUUUCAUACAUGAUGGUCAUUCUUAGUUUCAAUAAUAAUAACAAUAAAUGUAGACAUCUAUCUAGUUUGUGCAUAGAUUUUCUUACUGACAUAAAACUGACUUGUUUCUUAUCACAACACAACAACCAUGUCAUAAUGAGGCACCGCCUUUGUCAUGCUUCCACUCUACAGUGGUUCUAUUUGGCAUCACAACCCACUCACCAUACAUCAUCUGACUAACUUCCUAACAUCUAAAUAAAAAUACAAAAAUUGACACUAAGUUUUGUUCCAGUGAUGAUAUAUUGAUUUUAUAAUGGUUAAUAGAUAAAUACAGUUUUCAUUUACUUGUCUUAAUAUAUUAGCCUGCUUUGCAGUUUUUAUUAAAUUACAUUAAACUGAAAAUGGGACCAGACGCAGCAAAGCACCACACAUACAACAUGCAGCUGUGUGCUACACAAUAUAUACAGAAGACUAGAUACGCCAGCACGCAGUAGCAGCCCGCUAAGCGAUGUCCCUACGUGGCAGCCAUCUUGGCGGGGGUAUCAUUCCUAUUAAAGGCAGUGCAUGUACAUUGAAAGUCAAUCAUAUCUUGCUCAUUUCUCAACUUAUUUUCAUGCUGUUUCCUUUAUUUUCAACACCAAAACUAUUCAUUUACUAUACAUAAUAAUGUCUGCCCAGCAGGCCUAUCUCUCCACGCUCGUUUUAGACCGUGUGAAAAAGUUUUCAAGUUCCUAAUAAAGGAAGAAGUUAAUGUGUUGGGUUUAUUUUGCUGGCUGUACCGGAAAUGUACCAAAAUGAGACUCCAUAAGUGUGAUCCAAUUUUUUUUGUAUAGAUACACCCCCAUAUGCUAAUUAUCCAUAAAAUUGAGGAAAAUGCAAUCUGCAACCAUGUAACAAGUUCAUAGCUAUGCUAUAUAGUCUUCUUUAAAUGUAUCACUUAAUGAAUGGCCAGUGCUGUGAUUCAUGGGUGAACAAGCUCAGAAUCCUGAUUUAUACUCUUUUUUUUUGUCUUUAUUUCCUUACAUUGAACCGUUUUGGCUGUAAAACCUGCCAAAUCUUUAUAGAACCAGGUAACUGUAGAAGUUUGGGGUAAAAAUAGGAUCAACUGAGUUUGCAUAUUUUUUCUUCUCCUGUUUUUGCAGCUGUGAAACAGUGCCCUUGUUAGCUUUAGCAGUGUGGGAAACAACUGCUGUAUAGACCAACAGAAACAAAAUCACUGUUUGUUUGGUUUUUCUACCAACCCAUGCCGACUUUAGAUGGAUAAAGUGUAAGACAAUAAAAACUGGAGUUUAGUGCAGCUCAAAUAGAUCAUUUGCUGUGCUGAUCUCCAGAGAAAUCUCUGGUGUUUUGAAAGCUUUCAUUGUAGUCAUCAAAGAUAACACAAAGCCUAAAACAAGCACAGUAGCUAUAAAAAUGAGCUCCUUGGCUCAGGAACUGAGAUUUUUAUGAGAUUCUAUCAAAGAACCAAACAAAGAGCCAAUCCUUAGAGUUUUAAGGCUCAAAAUCUUUGCUUUGAGUUUGUAUGCCAGGCGGAGUAAGAUUGUUAUUGUUACCCAAACACAAACCAGGAAGUGUGCAGGGACUUGGGUAGUCAGCGCUGACAGUUGUCGCAACCUACUUAGUGUCCCUUCGGUUUGGUUGUUCGCUUCUUUAACAGUUAUGCACAAAAACUCCCUAACAUGAGGUUCUGUCUGAUAAUAUUGCUUCUGCUACUGUCUUGAUUCAUUAGACUGUAUGCAAUCGUGGAAGCACAAUGACAAGCCUGUAAGAAGAAGUAGACGCAUGAGAUUUGGCCUUGUUUAGGGUAAUGAAGCUCUUUCUCUUUAAAUUAUAUUAUCAAUUAAAUGUCCACUGACCCACAGUUGGCAGCAUCAUGCAAAGAUACAGCGCAGAAGAAGAGUGUCAAUGGGCAAAUGAUGCAUGAAACCAGUGCUAGGUUUUAUAUGACUGGAAAGUAGAGUCAGGGGUAAUAUAUUGAAUCCUUGAACUCAAUGAAAAAGAAAGCGUUUUUGUAAGUUUAGUAAAUGUAUGAGCAACUUUUGUGAUAGUUGUCUUACCAAAGGCUCCAUUAAAUUGGGAUUAUCUUAAUUCAAGAAGUCUGACAUCAAGCUGUCGUUAAAUUUGAGCUGUAUCAGAAAUAGGUAAAAUGUGUUAAUAUCACACUAGAUGUGAUGUGGAGCUGCAUUAUUUAAGUGCACGACCAUCACUUUUACUAUUCAGUGGAAUGCACUGGAUCCUCUUGACUUUUGUUUUUCAGAGAAAACCUUAAAUAGACUAAUUUCCAGUGAGAGGUUUAGUCACUCAUUACUGUAGCCUGUGAAAUAACAGGAAUAACACGUGAAUUCUGUUUUAAAACAGGAUUUUCCCUUUAAUGCUCACUGAAUAGGACAGCUGUGUUGACAGUAUCUGGGGCCCCAGUGCAUGUUGGGGCCUUUGUGAUCAAGCUCGAUCUGAGCACGCUCUGCUGCCUCUCCACUUGCACCGGCCUGACCUCUGUCUGCUCCCUGGACUCCAUUAGAGCUGCUCACUGCACAAAUCCAACCGUCCCACUUCUUCAUCACAUUAUCCAUCAAACUUAACAGUGAACCCCCUCUUCUCCCCUUGAGCACACGCAUACACACACACACUCACACCUCCUUUAUUGCAUACUCUUUAUUUCCAGGAUAUCAAAGUUUGGAAAAAACUUUUUAUGCAGAGGCACUGAAGACUUUUUAAUUGGCUUAGUUCAAGUUCUCUGCAGGGAUGUAAACAGAGAGUUAAGCGCUUCUCUCUGUUCUGUAUGACUACACAAUGUUUAAAUAUACAUUGAUCAGAGGUAAAAAUAGCUGCAGCUGAUUUAUAAGCACAUGGCGGGCCGCGGUGAAUAGCAGUGAGAUGUUCCAGCCUUGUCACUGACCUCUGGCUGUGCUUUUAUCUUGGGUACAUUUGUCACCAGUGCACACGCACAUACAUGCACACACACACGCACGCACGCACACACACACACUCUCAGAGCGGCUUUUAGCUUAGUCAAACGGUUGUUUUUCCCAUUUACUCCCCCCAACAGAAAGCAGUAUUUUGUCACAGUAGAUGCUUUUUUUCUGCACUACUCGUUUUGAUAACAACACCAUAAAGAUUCAUUUUCAGGAUUAUUUUCCCAGCUGCUUUUUACUUCAACAUGGAUGAAUAUUGGCAAAAACCUCCUACCACUAAUAUCUUUUAAAUGAGUUUGUUACAACAUGUGUGCGCUGGUGUUGUUACUGUAGUUGUAGCGGCCCUAUUACAGUGGGACACUGUGGGCGUUCUGUCAGUCUGCAGUGGCAUCUCAGCCGUUCCCAGCAGGACAUAUAAUCUGACUGUGUGGACAGAAGUCUGGCAGUUUCACAGGCCUGUGGUCCACGUGACCAGACUAAACAAGCCCUCUCUCACACACACACACUCACACACCCGCACAGACGCACAUACACACACACAGAAUCCCCUUACUGGGCCAAAGUUCAACCACUGCAUACAGAUGCCUGCAAGCAAUUAGACAUCCACAUGCAAAGCUACAAAGGGGGGAGCUAGGGAGGUUACUCUAGGACAUUUUGCACGGUUGCCAUAGCGAAGCUGACAGUCAGCCUACAUCCUGCCUGAGAAAGGUCAGGUGUCUUGUAUCUUUUGUUCAUUUUUCUUUUUCCUCACCCCUCCUCUUUAUGGGCUUGCUGUGUUUUUGAGCUGUGUGGCAAAAAGUCUGUAAUAAUAAAUGAAUAAAUGCAACAGUGAGAAGGCAAUGCAACGUUAAAAACAGACUUUGCUGCAGUGUGGAAAAGCUUUGACCUCAGAGUGACAUUUUCAAACUAAAUAUUCAUACAUUCAGGCCCAAGUCUCACAAAAAUACUCUUUUUGUUUUCACAGACUGUCAGUCAGACAGAGAGGAGGACAUUUAGCUUGUUUUUAUUAAUGUAAACAGCAUAUAACAAUUAAUAUGAUUCGAUGCAGGGUAGGAGUAAAAAAGUGAAGCAAAGGAAAGAUAAUUCCAGCUGUUUGUAUUUGAGGAAACACUUUCAUUUGCAGUUAUUUCAUAUCAACAGUUUAAGCUGUUUUCUUUGUUUUAGUGGUUUCUAAAGUAACAUUGACUUAAUCCUUUUUAGUUGAUUUUUGAGCUUUUAUUCCUUUAUUGAGAGGAUAGGACAGUGGAUAGCAAAGGAAAUUAAGAGAAAGAGCUUCGAAUGACCUGUAGAAAAAGGCCACAGGUUAGAACCCAACCUGAACCCCCUGCUUCAAGGACUGUAAUCUCUGUACAUGGAUGGUGUCCGUGAUCUAACUGCUAAGCUAAACCAGUGUUUUCAGUUCUACACUGAAUCAUAAAUUUGAUGACUUUGAGGUGCCCUAAAACUCAUCAAAGUGAUCAGGUCUGGAUGUAAACUUUGAUCGUUUGUGGAUUUCACAGAAAACUUUUUUACAAAGUUUCAAAGCACCCCAUUCAAAUUCAUAAAGGAUCCUCAUACAACCCCCUUCACUUACAAGAGUGAAAUUUGGCACAGUAAUCAUGUUUGGAUUUAAACAAAAACAGCUAAGGCACUCUUCCUGACUCUGAUCUAUUCCAGCUGAAAGUGUACAGGAAAAUUCAUCACUGUUUGAGGCUUUAAUAUUUUGUUCUAUUUGCUGCAGUAACUUUCGCUUAUUUAUUAUUUCUCUUAUCAUUAUUAUGACUAUUGUUCAUCUCUUUCUUGAUUAUUUUAGUCUUACUCCUCCAUGAUUUAAUGGAAUUUUCCAUUGUUGUCCUUUUUCUGUCCUUGUUUUCCAUUUCUUUGUCAUUAAAGUUGUGUCAUUGUGAAGCAUUUUAGGCUGAAUGUUUGUAUGAAUAAGAAGAACCUUAUAGAUAAUUCUGAGCCCCAAAUUUAAGAAUAAUGAAAAUAUGAAUAAAUGUCCUUUCACACUUUUUCCACCAUAGUCCACUCAAACUCCCCCUCUCUCACAGCCCCCAUGUGAUGUGUUGCUCAUAUAGUGUCACACUGGUGCAUUCACUCCAUGACAGACAGUUUUAAACUAUCUCUGAACCCCCGACCCCCCCACCCCUUCUCCCUGUGACAUACCCGACCCCCUGCCCCAGCACCCCUUACACCAAAGCCUGACCCCCACAUCACUGGCAGCCAAUAGAUUUGUGACCUAAUCCAUCACUUCCCUCUGCGAGCUCCACUGUCCCGGCUCAUUGUUAGAAAGGGAGGGGAGGGGAGCGACUGUUGACACACUAGACUUUCCAACCUCACCUCAUGCACUUAUAUUUAUACACACACACUCUCUCUCUCUCUCUCUCUUUUUUACCCCCUGAAAUGCACACCAACUUGUCAGUGAUGAUUCUGCUUGUCUUAAUAAAUUAAGAAUAAGAAUAACUUUAUUUGAUCUCCGAAGGAAAAUUCAAUUGUCAGUAGUCUCAGUUGUCAUGUGUCAAAAAGAAGUAUCUAUAUGUCUAUAUCUAUCUCUUAGAAGCCUCAAGGGUUUUGGUGGUACAGUAAGUUUAGUUUUCCUUCUUGGUUUGAUGCUUGGUUUGAAUUUCUUUUCCUUCUUCAGAUGUACCGUUUCAUUGUCAAGUAGGUCCAAACAGAACUCACAUUCACAACAUGAUCUCAAAUCUGAGAACAAAUUCUCAAUUCAACAAAAGGACAGAAAAUUGUCACGAAAACCAUAACUGACAUAAAACAAGUCACAUUUGUGAAUUGAAGAGUUCAUAGCCACAAGACGGCUAGAGUACUUGUCACAUUCAAAGACAGCUUGUGAGACAAUGACCCAAUACAAGUAUGUACCAAUAAAAAAUGGAAAGUUAAGCAGAGAAAUGCUUACUAUUGAACAAACACUUCAAAUGUAACCCUCAGGACUUUGUUUUGAGUGUGAACUUCAUGGACCAGCUCGUCUGAUUAUUUUUAAACUCCUCUCUCUCUCCUUUUAUUUUCUGGUUUCAUGACCUCAAGGGGAAUCUUAGAAAGCCGUGUUUUUAUUUUUCAAACCAAGAAUAAAAAAUCUGCCAAAAAGCGAGAGCAUGCAUGUUUAGUAGGCCAAUUCUUGUGCUGGCCAAAAGUGAUAUUUGAUGUAUGCUUCAUUCGCUCCAUGUUUCCUCCAGGCUGUAGUUUGUGAUGAACGUGAUGCUGGGGGCCUUGCAACCCUUGACCCUUGGACUUCCCAGCAAUCCCUUGUGUUUGCAUUCCUCAACAGCCUUUCUUCAAAUGCAGGGUUGAAUCUACACUUUGCACAAUGAGAUUACUCUGCCUUAAAAACACUCAGCAUCCUUAUGUUUGAGCACAAUGCUCCUGAGGUUAGCUUACAGUGAGAUAAUAUUACUGUGCUGUAGUUCAGUUAAACACAGCUUUGGUGAUAAAUUCAUGAAACUAUCUUCUUCUCUGUUGCUCUGCAGGAAACUUCCAGAUGAUCCCAAAGCAGAAUGGAGCGUCUCAUUGGUCUCCUCUCUGAUUGUAAACCACAUCAGAGAUCACUCCUUUAACAUGGUAUGUUAAGCCAUAAAACGAUAAGCAGUAACAGUGUAAGACUGAACAACAUCACUGUGUUCUCUCUCUGCUCUGAGUUGUUUCCUUUCAAAGCGGUGGCUUUCCUGUCACUUCCUGUUAGAUGUUAACACACAAGUUCCCUGCCGCUCUGUGUACAAAAACCAUGUUUUGUUGUGUUUUGUUUUUAACCAAAUGUUUUGGCACCACAGUCCUCUCGCUCAUUAUCCCAGUUUCACUGUGGUCUCUGUAAUAAUCCUGUCAGCCGCAGCCUCUUUCGCUCCAACUCAGACUGUACUCUGAGCCUCCCUGAAAUGAGAGGAAAUGGCCUCUGCUGCAGAAAAAAGUUUAGAUUCAGUUUCGGUGAUUACAGGGAGAUUCUUAUCGUUCUCAUAGUGGUUCUAAGCUAUUUGCUAAUGGGAAUGCAGCUAAUUUAGAAUCAAAGAAUUUCCAUCUGGUCUAUCUCAACGAGGGCAGAAAUAGUCCAACGCUUUGGUGAAGACAAGGUGCAGCUGCAAAAGCCAAAGAAACAAAAAUACUUUCAGGAAGGGGAUUACAUGAAGCUGGGUUCUUGAGUACUUUAAUAGCUGAUCCCUUUUUCUGAUCAAAGAUGACAAACAAACACGCCGUCUCCUCCCAUCCGGUCAGGCUCAGCAGAGGAAAAUACCUCCUGACCAAAAACUAGAACAGAGUAUCAUCUCCUCUCUGGUUUUAGACAUGCAGCAAAUCAUUUAGAUAACAAAUACGUGAAGCUAAAAAGUACAUCACUGCACGGCUGUAACACUAAAUAAUGUUACCUUGAUCUGGAAUCAUGACAUUUAAAAAAAAAUAAGUCAAAGUUCUGCAUUAUCAUAAAACAAACUGUAGAGCUGAACAGACCCCAGGGGUGAUAAAAUACAGCUCAUGUGUUUUCUGUAGCUGAAGGCACUGUGCGGAGUUUUCAACAGAGUUUGAAAAAGUUUUUCUCUGAUGCUGAUGCUUCCUCAUGACCUACAGAGUAUCAGCAACAAAAUCGCUAAAACGCUGAAUUUUAGCGCCUGUGUUUGGGUCUGACACUGAAGCAGCAUUAGCAAAAGAUGUAAGUUUACUGUUGAAGUAUUAUUUCUCACAGAAAAAAACUCUACAACCAAGACGUUGGUACAUUACAGAACAAAAUGGCUGCAAAAAAGAUGUAAUGCUUUUUGGUGUUAAACAAAUCCACCUGGUCACCUUUUGUAAGCCAAUUAAGGGUAAUAAAUCAGGGUUUACAACAUGUGGUUGAUGCUUUACAGUUAAUUUCUCGUAGCUACAAAUCUAUCUGCAUACUGCAAAAAGCUGUCUUGAACAUAGUUAGUAAGCACUGAAAACAAAGACCUGCAUUCCACUCAUUUCUUUCCACAACAAAUACACACUUUGGCAAGAGUUACAUCUGUAUGAAAGUGGGUGAUGGUGCUCAUGGUGCUCAUGGGAACUGCAGUCCUCAUCCUGGGAAAACACCUCUGAUUUUGUCUGGAUGAGUCACAAGAAUCCACUGAACAUGAAACUCUUCACAAGACCUUUUCAGGGAUAGCAUUGGAGUUAGAAGCUUGUAGCAGUAAAAAUAAAAAAUAAUAUUCACAAGUGUGUUAUUACCUGAAUAUAAAAAUCUAUUUGUUAACUGAUAUCUACAUAAAGGAGCCAUUAUCUUGCAUUGCCACCUUGCAUGUUUCUACAGUAGCAGAAAGAAUACAAACAAUUAAGGGCCAAACAACAUGGAAAAAGAAGAGGAAGAGCAGCUGUGUGGUUGUUACGGGUCCAAGAAUUUGUAUUGAUAAAAGUCUUAGAUGGUAAAAACGUGACAGUUGGAGGGUCAUACUUAUCAAGCAUCAUAUUACUGUGUAUGCAACAUUUACAUACAUACUGAGCAAUAACUCAUCAGGAAUAACAUACAAAAAUAUGGGGUCAGACAGGUGAUCUGAGUGAAUAAAAAGAUACAAGCAGAAUUACAUUCAUAGAAACAUGCAUUAAGUUUGUUCUAAGUUUGUUCUUUCCAUAUAUUUUCUAUGUUCAUAUGAAACGAGAAGAAGGAGUUAAAGAGUUCGAAUGACUCGAAAGUUACAGUGGUUUAAGAUGCAACUUCUGCCUGACUGCACACACACACACACACACACAGUUGUGAUCAAGUCUCUUCAGCUCAGAAAAUGCCAAGUCUUUAUUUCAGCACACUUUCUUUCUCCUUUGACCAGUUCCUUUUUUUCCCUUUUGAUUCCUCUAGUGUGCAAGCAGGCACACUGAAAAGGGCUUUUAAAUAUCAGUUGUCAGCUGCCAAGCAGCUCCAUAGUCAGACACAGAAACCUUUCCACUAAUCCACAAACAUUUUUUGCUUUUUGAGUCUGUGUGUUUAAAUUUAAUUUUGGAUGCCCAGAUUGAAGCCUUUCACCCACACUGUGAGGUAUUUUGUUGUUCCAGGUGCUGACCUUUGAUGGAAGAGGAGUGAGCGGCCAUGCCAAUCACAUAGCCAUCUAUAAAGCUGUCAGGUAUUGAUUUGAACUUCUAAAGAAUUUGCUUUCAAAAACUAGACUUUCUUUUUUAAAUCCUUCAACAUAAAGAUGCCAUCCUCUGGGUUAUUAUGUGGUGUGAGCAUGCACACAAAACAGCCCUUUUCAAAGUAAUAUAACAGCAUCCAAGAAUAUGCAGAGCGUUUAAACUCACAUUAACUUCCAUCCUUCCAAAUGUUUCCCCACUAAAGCGCGUGCGCACACACAACCACACACACGCACACACACACAUAGAGAGCAUGUUUUUCAGAAUCGGUCUGUUACAUAGCUGAGAGGUCAUCCAAACAGAGUCCUCAGAGGCACUGGGCUUUGCUCCCAGAGAGCAGCAGUAAAUCCUGUCCCUGAAGUGGUGAGGUGGGAGGGCAGAUCUGGUUUUGGAGAGGCCAACCAAGCUAGUUGCAUCAGACUGUGGCUUUGAAAAAAAAAAGUGUUUUUCACAGUGAUGCGUUUACUCUGCUGUCCUCAUACCACACUCAUGCCUUUAUUGUCUGCCAUGUUAGUCAUGGUGUUUCAUGGUCGUCUGUGAGCCUCAUCUGUUGAUAAGAUGAGGCUCACUCCCCAAGGUUCAUCCCAUGAUUCCCAUUAGGGUGGAAGCCAGAGGGGUUGUGCACAAGAUUCAAAGAGCAUCAAGAGUCAAACAGAUUGUUUUGGGGUUUUGUAUUUUGUCAACAUUUUAGCAGGUAUUGCAUAAAAUAAAAUACAAGUUUAGUGGAAAAUUGACCUGAAGUAGAUCAGAUACAGUUGAAAAGCAGAUAAUAAAAUCAUGGUCUUGCUACUUUAAACAAAUCUCUUAUAAUGAAUACAACCUGACCUAAAAUACAUUCAGUUUAUUGGCAGAUAUUUGACUGUACUUUGGCUGUAUUACUUCAUAGCCAUCUCUGUGGGCGUACAGUCUUCACUUCUUUCCCUUGAGUGUUGUAAUCAGUCUAAAAAACCCAAACUCUAAACUCAGCUGCACAUUUACAAGAACAAACAUAAAACAAAGGCUGACACAAAACCUUUUCAACAAGAAGCAUUCUCUGUUUGAAAAUAAUGUUUGUAUCCUUGACAUUGUUGUUUUUUUCACUUUCAGCCAUCUUGCCUCUACCGGACAAGUCCCCAAUGGUAGGUCCCAUAAAUGAUACGUUUAAUCCCAAAGGACUGCAUGUUAAUCUAAACCAUCUCAAUCUAAAACCCACUCUGGCACUCUCUUCAAUGUAAAUUGUUAUGAUGUAGAGAGUAAUGCAGUUUAAUCUUGCAUCUGGCAUAAAUAUUAAUCAUGUUCUGAAAUCUGUAGCAUAACUGUAGUGUGUUUGUCCAAUUCAUGAAUUAUAUAGAAGCCCUCUAAAACAUGUUGCAGGCUAGGAUAACUAUAUGCUGUAUAUUAAAUUGUACUGUACAUAAUAUUAUGUAUUUGUAAAUGAAUUUUGUUAUUCUGUUUCUCAUUUUUUUAGUGUUACACUGUUGAUAUGUGAUAAAACAUUUAAAAAAAACUGAUCAGAGCAUUGUAUACCAGCCAUUUCCAACCUGCUUUCCUUUAUCAUCAUCAGCCAUUGUAAUACCCGAAUUUCCAUGGUUGGGCUUUCUUUUUAAAUUCAAUUUACAGGAAUCACAGUCAAAUGUGACAGAAAAAAAAAAUCCUCAGAUGAAAGCACCACAUUUCUAGUCUAUAUUUCACUUUGACAACCCUGGAAAGUACUGAAAACACUGCGUCAGACUAUGAAACUGUGUUUUAUGAAUGCACAGCGCCCUCUUCUGUUGAAAAAGGUGGCAUGAGUCAUGUCUUUUUAACUUUCUGGGUCUGUUGGUGGAAACUUGAACGCUUACCAGAAACACCAGCUGCGAUGCAAAAGUUUCAUUUUCAGUUUUGGGGCAUUAGGAGUAAGUAUGAUGAUCAGAUUUGCAAGUCUGUAGAUUAUAGAAUCAGCGUUUCUCUCUUCUUUACAAUGUAGGUCAAUCAAACAUGUGCCCUUUUUCUCUUUCUCUUUUUUUGAUGAGUAAAAAAUAUGGAAAAAGUGUAAGUCAUUGCAAAAUAACAAAACAAGAGUAAUUCAACAAGACCCUAGAUAAGACACAAGAAAAAAUAAAAAUAAAAUACUAAUAUACCAAAGGCAGAGUCAAGAUUUGUAUACAGUGGGUAUAUGUACCUAAAUGUGUAACUAUUAAUGUGUUGUCUUUUCAUUUCCAUCUAUACAGAUUUAGUUCUGUACUUUUUGGUUGCUACUGAAGUGUCUUGUAAUGACCUUCCUUAAACAGAAGUGAAAGGAAAAGUAGGACAGAGAGGGGGCGACAUGUUACAACAGGCUGUGAGCUCAUUACUUUGUGAGUUUAGUAAACAUAAAAGCCCACAGAGUGCACAUCCAUUAAUGUUUGAAUAGAAAAUAUUACAUGAAAGCAGCAAAGCAGGGUCUCUGUUUUUAAUCAUACAUUAGAUUUCAGUUGUUGAACAACUGCAACACACUCACUUUAUUUAGGACAAAGUGGCUUUGUCCCUGGUUGUCCUCUUUAGCCUGCAGUCAGCCCUCACACAGCAGGUGUGUCAUUAUCCACACUCCUUGGUUAUAUAUCACCUGGUGUCUACACCUCACCUGUUGGACUGGUCCUGCUGUGGCCUCAAGGAGAGGUGGCAAAGAAUUAGGCCCAACGUGAUUGUGAUAAGCCUCCUCACCUGGCAGUACAGCAAGACUCCACACUCAUUACUGACAGCUUUAAGCCUCUUGUGCCUUUCAGACUAAUUCUGCAUGACUGAAACAGUAUGUGCUCUGAAACUUAAAUUGGUGCUGCUGCAAUAGGAUAUCUCAGUUUCCUUCCUCUUUCCCUUUUUUGCCUUUAUUUUAUUCAUUGUUUUUAUGAACAAUGAGGAGAAGAACAUUAUGUUGUAUUCAGGGACACUAAAGAUAAAUAGUUAAAUGAAAUAGGCACAGGUACAGUACACAAUGUUUUUGAGGCUACUUUAGAGUCUUUAAGACUGUAGCAGCCCCAUCAUUUAGUAUUUAUCCUCCAAAACCAAAGAGUCCGUUAAAUAUCCUCAAUACCCAAAAAAGAGUUCAUAUUGUUCUUCUAAUAAUAAUUUUCUAACUGCUUUUACUGAGAUCUUACUGAUUUACUCAGUGAGGCCUUCAGGAAUUUUUCCAAGAUAUAAAAAGGAGGAAUGAUUCAUCAAGAAUAUCCUUCACUUUUCUUACAUUGCUAACAAGUAUUCCGACUCCAGUCAAGCGGAUUCAAAGUCCUAAAAACCUUGCCCUCGAUGUCAUUGUUUUAUGUAACUGACAUGAGGUUUCCUUUUUUUUCGCAAGAAGCAGAACAAGCUGAAAGAGUGACCUAGAUAACUGUCUGCCCCUGAGGUGAGUGUUUAACAUAUUAACAGCUAACUGGGUCUCUGCCUGCCCCCUUUAGACUGCUGUUUGCUCUCCCUGACGACCAUUGGCCUGUUGAGGAAGUACAUCUCCUUCCUGGAGCUUCCCAUCAGCUGGCUGCUGCCCUCGUGUCUCAGAUGUGUGGUAGACUCACAGGGCUACAAGAAAGCCAGAGUAAGCUUAAUUUUUUGAUUUAGUCAUGGUUUAUAAAAGAUUGCAAAACUAGUUUAGCAUGCAGGAGAUAGUUUGCUGAUAGAAUAUGUAACAAAACACAAAAAUAGUAUUAGUAAACUGCUGGUAUGUCAAAGAAUAGAAUUCUAUAAAAAGAAUGUCUUCUGUUUAAUUUAUCUUAUGUAUGAAACUCCUUGAAAUAACUGUAUGAAACUGAGUAUUGCAAAAUGUUCUCUUUUUGUUGGCUGUUUGAAAAACCCUUAAACUACUGUAUCACAUAAUAUCAAAAUGUCUUAAAAGUAAACAAUUUACAAAUCUGCAGAGCUUUUUCUAGACAUUUUUGUGUCUAUAAAUUGCCAAAAAGAUGUGAGUCUGUUUGUGGAUGUUUAGUACAGAAGGAAGAGUUUGUGUUAGUUAUAGCAUUUAUCGUUUUUUUUUUUUGUUUGUUUGUUUGUUUUUUUCUAUAUGCAGUGCUUGGUGAGGUAACAUUUAUUUAAAAAAAAAAAAAAAAAACUAACAAACUCCUUAAACUUAUUUGCAGUAACAUUUUAUUUGUAAGUAUAUGUUUCAGCUUUUACGCUUUUACUGAGAGUAAUCGAUAGAAUUUGAUGAAAGGCUAAGAAAUGACAAAAGGCCACAUGUCAGAAUCGAAUCCAUGCUGCUAAAUUUAUGGGCCUGUAGCUUUUGUACAAGUAACACACAAAACACUUCUGAGUGAUGAUGUCUUAAUUUGAAAUUACGGCCAGAUUCCCACAUCAUUUUCACUGUUUCUUGGCUUUUAGUUGCAGUUUACUUGCCAUGUGUUCAAUAGCUUCGAAAAGGUAGUGUCAGAUUUUUUGAAUUUACACAAGCCUGGAACACACCAGCUCCUCUCACCUUUAGCAUUAGAUGAAAUUUUGCCAGCAGCAAUAAAAAAUGAUAAACUAAACUUAUUUAGGACAACUGGAACAUUGUCUGCCUUUAUAAAUGAAUGAUUGUGAUGGUAAUUUGCAGAGAUAUGUCUACUUAAAGAAAGCAUACAUGUAUUUAGCACCAACUUAAAAGGACAACGAAAAAAUGAGUGAUAAAGUUUCCUUUAUCAGUCAAAGUAAUAAACUUAUUAAACAUCAUGAUUAAACCACUGUUACUUGUUGAGUGAGAUCUCAAAAUACCUUCCUUGUUGAUUUAGACUCCUCAAACAAUCUCUUUUUUUUUUUUUUUCAGGCGGCCAUGUUUUGCCAUCGCUCCCAACUCCUGUGGUUCCGUCACCUCUACAUCACAUUCUCUCGAUAUAUGUACAUAAACACUUUCCAAAUUAUCCCACAAGGACCAAAGAACCUGAAGAUCUAUUGACACAGCAGACAAAAGGAUAGCUGCUAAGUUAAGUUAUGAACUGGUUGCUGAACCUCUCUAACUCUGUGAUGAAUGAAUAACUCUGAAAAUGUCUGCAAACAGAGAUGCACAAUUGUACUUUCACUGCAUUUUCCUCAUGCAGGGCUGAGUAUUACUUAAACAUUUUUCCAAUGAGGACUUCCUAUUAAUGUGAGGUCAGAAAUAUAGUCAUAGCACUUAAACAAUUACCAAAAACAUUAAAUACCUACUCUGUUAACUCAUUCAUAUGCACUGACUGUUCUACUGUUGUGUGUCCAACUGACCACCUUAUUAUUCUUAUACUGUGACUUUAAAGGGGUGACUGUAGUAGUCACUUUUAUAUGUUUGUGGUUUUUCUCAUAGGGUAACAUGGGGCUUCCUUAAAACACUUUAAUGGCUAAAGUAGCCUGAAUUCAUUUUCAGCACCUUCUAUGUAUCAAGCUCACAGUUACUUUGUUGUAAAAGUAACAAAGUUCCUCCAACUGUUUGCUACGCGAAGUUCUUUAUUUUCUCAGUCCUUACACUGUUUACAACAACACUAUGGUUUGAACAUGUUUUAUCUUUCUAGUCUUAAAGUUGAAAGUACUGUACAAUAUUUCUGAUAUACUGCUGAUUAAAAGGAGUUUGAUUCGCA